AAUAGCAGCAGCUAACAGAGACGAUACAUUCUCCCUCUCCUUCACACAUAUACACACACACGCAUACUUGUUUCUCUACUAUAUUCCGGCACCGGAUUGCAUCAGGUAGACCGACGCGAGGACGCGUCGCUGAAAGCUACAGCUUCAGAAGGAGAUUUGGGGAGCCACUACACUCCACACCCCGGCAGAAACACACACAUACGCACAGCACGACACAAAAGGGGCAACAGAAGCGCCAUGAAAAGCAUUUUGAUUACGGGCUGCAAUCGGGGUCUCGGAUUGGGGCUGAUCCGGUCGCUGCUCCGGCAACAGCAACAACAGCCGGAGAAAAUCAUCGCGACGUACCGGGUGCCGGAAAAGUCCGAGGAACUGUUGGCGCUAGCCAAGCAGCACCCGCAAAUCAUCCCACUGCAGGCCGACCUGCGGGACUUUGCGCGGUACGAUCAGCUAGUCCAGCAGGUGGAAUCGAUCGUGCAGGGAGCCGGGCUGAACGUGCUGUUCAAUAAUGCGGGCAUUUCACCGAAAUCGACGCGGCUCAACUUUACCAAGUCGGACGAUCUAGUGGAUACGUUCGUGACGAACACGGUAGCACCCAUCAUGCUGACGAAGGUGCUCGUUCCGCUGCUAAAGAGGGCCGCCGAUAGGCAACCGGAUGCACCGGUCGGCCCCGGCCGGGCCUGCAUCGUCAACAUGAGCUCGAUCCUUGGCUCAAUCCAGGCGAACCGAGAGGGUGGCCUAUAUGGAUAUCGCACGUCCAAGGCGGCAUUGAACGCGGCCACCAAGUCGAUGAGCAUUGAUCUACAGGGUAACGGCAUCAUGGCUGUGGCGCUGCACCCGGGCUGGGUGAAAACCGACAUGGGCGGUUCGAAGGCGCCCCUGGCCGUCGAAGAGAGUUGUGAUGCGAUGGUGCAAACGUUGCUAUUAUUGAACCAAUCGCACAACGGCCAGUUCCUGCAGUACGACGGCACGGCACUGCCCUGGUGAGUUGGCAACGCGCUGGCUACCAGGGAUUACUUCAUUUAUACCGUUUCUAUGUACGUUCAUAAGUUCAAGAAGAUGAAAUGAAAUGGUAGACAUUAAUACCGGUGUUUAGUUUUGUG
Molecule: messenger RNA, 1100 nt
Organism: Anopheles darlingi
Lineage: Eukaryota; Metazoa; Arthropoda; Insecta; Diptera; Culicidae
Gene: sni
Product: C-factor
Exons: 4
Coding region: 238-984 (248 amino acids)
Source: RefSeq, a predicted model, not a curated record